AUGCCGCCAAUGGUCAGUGCUCUCAAGACCAUUGCCGAAGCCCUGAUCCGGCUUCUCACCAUGCUGUUGCAGAUCCUAGUGCAGCAGCUCGAGAAGCAGGAGAUCCUUGCCGAGAUGGAGAUCGAGAACGAGCCGGAGACUCAUGCCCACCUGCAGGAUAUGAUGCGCCAAAUUCAACAACAGGGCGCCACACUGGAAGCCCUCCGAGAGGAGUUGGAAGUUCAAAAGAAGACUCCAGAAAAGAAGGUGAGACCUCAGCCUGCAGCAGCCCCAAUGAGCAUUGCCUCAAUGACCUCCGGAAGUUCCACGCCAUUGUCCAAGCCACAGGUUCCAAAUGUCAGUCAGCGAAAGAGUCGGGCACCGUCCGUCGUUUCCCAAGCUGCAAGCUGGCAAGAGAUCGAAGCCGAGGAGGAGACCAUUUUGGUCCAGGAGAUGGCCCUUUCAGUUCCCGUGGAAUUGACUCAAGGGCGAGCCUCGGUGCCACCUGCACCAACCUUGCCGCUGCCUGGAAACCUGACGAUCUCAGAGUGGGGGACCAACAUGAUCAACUUCGGCAGGAAACACAAAGGAAAGACCUUCUCAGAAGUGAUGGAGAAGGAUCCUGGUUACCUGCAAUGGAGCCUGGCCCGUUACGGGUCCGAACCUUGGAAAAAUGUCCUGGAUGCCGCCAGAUCAUUUGCUCCUCGUGUUGGCAAUGCCCGAUGUCCCACAGAUUCAACAGCUUGGAUAAGAAAGAGCAUUCCCAGCCAUCUCACGAUCACAAUGUUUGGUAGUUUGCCAAAUUCCGAAUCUGUGCCAGCGAAUGCUCGUGACCUUGGUCUUGGUGAAGACGGCCCGGCCGAUGAGCCUGAAUCUGCAGUGCGUGCGACUGGAAGCCAAAAUCUUCCGUUGGCUGUGCAUGAACGUUCCAACAGCCAAGCUUGCGAAGGAUUUGCGCCAUCUCAGUGA
Molecule: messenger RNA, 948 nt
Organism: Cladocopium goreaui
Lineage: Eukaryota; Dinophyceae; Suessiales; Symbiodiniaceae
Source: the annotation of a GenBank genome assembly